Molecule: messenger RNA, 3731 nt
Organism: Leptopilina boulardi
Lineage: Eukaryota; Metazoa; Arthropoda; Insecta; Hymenoptera; Figitidae
Gene: Xpc
Product: DNA repair protein complementing XP-C cells homolog
Exons: 7
Coding region: 134-3271 (1045 amino acids)
Biological process (GO): nucleotide-excision repair; mismatch repair
Cellular component (GO): XPC complex; nucleotide-excision repair factor 2 complex; nucleus
Molecular function (GO): single-stranded DNA binding; damaged DNA binding
Source: RefSeq, a predicted model, not a curated record
AUUUCCUAUCUCUUAUGGUGUUUACAAAAAUGUUUGUUAUGUCCGUGGUUAUGUCGUUAUGUGCGCGUAUAAAAAAUAACAAAAAAGUUUUGUAUAUUUUCUUAUUUUCUAAUGUUUAACAAUAUAAUUAAAAAUGAGCGACUCUGAAGAUGAAAGUUCGGAUAGUAGCUGUGAUUUUCUUGUGCCAGCUGAGAAAAUCAAUUUAAAUUCAAGUUUCUUUCGUGAAAAAUUAGUACCGAAAUCUAACCUCAAAACUCCGGUGAAAACAAUAAAAACUAUUAAAGAUUCGAAUUCUGAGUCGGAAGAUGAAGAAGAAGAAGAACUGGAAGAUUUUAAACCCGAAGAUGUUGAUAAUGCACAAUCAGCGCAAUUAUUUUCACAAAUUUUAAGUAAUCUCGAAAAAGAAAAGAGUCUUGAAAAUCAAAGAAAGCAAGAGUUUGAUUCACAAAAUGUUACGAAAAAUGAUUCUAAAGAGGAAUCGACGAAAAAUAGAGGUCUUACGAGUGAAAUUAGUGAUCUUUUACUUCAGGGUGAAACUAGUGCAGCAGCAUCCAGUCAUGAUCAACACACCGAUGAUGAGAAUGAGGAAAAAGACGAAAAACCAGAAACUUCUUCAGAGUACACAAUUCCAAAAGAAGGUGUACUGAUAACUCUACCAGGUACAAGUAUAAUGCUUGAAAGAAAAAAAAAGAAAACAGAUAUUGAAACACUUUUGAGAAAUAAAUUAAAUCAACGAAUAAGAACAACUCAAGUUUUAGUUCAUAAAGUUGGAUUACUUUGGUGGCUUGUUUAUGGAUUUCUAUUGAAUCGAAUGGCAAAUGAUCAUGAAACUCUUGCCACAUGUUUAUCUUUAAUUACAAAAAAUGAUUAUCCAAAAGGUCGUGUUGAUCUCAUUUAUUUACAAAGAGUUACCACAUGGUUUAGAAAAACAUUUUCAAUUGCUUCAAAAGAAGAGGAACGUCUUUUAACGAGCGCCUCACUUUUAGAACGAAUUGGAGAGAAAAAAGUUUACAAUUAUCGUGAAUUAGUUCUUCUUUUUAUUGCCCUUUUGCGUGCAAUUGGCUUAAAUUGUCGUCUUGUUGUGAAUAUUUGUCCACCACCUUUAAAACCAACACGCGAACAACUUAUUCCAAUGAAAAAAGAAAAUGAAGAAGAAAAAGAUAAAGAUAAGGUGAAUAAAGUCGAAGAGAAAGGCAAAAAGAAGGAGAAAUCGAAAAAUAGUAAAGCACAAGGAAAAAAAGGUACAAAAUCAAAAAAGACGAAUGAAAAUAAAAAAUCGGAAAAAGAAGAAGAAGAAGAAGAAUCGAAAAAAAUACUUUUGGAUAAUAGUCCAGAGGGUAGAAAAAAUGCAGCGAUUGAAGCGCGAAAAAAAGCGGCUGCCAUUUUAAAAAAAGGCAAAACUGAAAAAAAAAGUAAAGAGAAUGAAAAAACUAAAAGCAAUUCAAAAAUUAAUGACAAAAUAAAAGAAUCGGAGAAAGAGAAAAUUAAAACGCCACUUGCAAAAAGAUUAAGAAAUCGUUUACAAAAAGAAACUGUAGCAACAAUAGAAACAGAUUCUGAUGAGGAUUUUAUUCCCCAAAAAAAGAAAAAUGAAAUUAAUAAGAAUAAAGUAAUACAAAAAAAUCGUAAAUUAAUUUCUACCGAUGAUGAAAAUCAAGAGGUGAAAAAAGCAACUGAAGAUAUUUGGGUUGAAGUUUAUGUAGAUUCGGAAAAAAAUUGGAUUCCAAUUAGUAUUCCAUCGGCAAAAAUUAAUUGUGUUAAGGAAAUAUUCAAAAAAGCCAUGGAUCCUGUACUAUAUAUUGUUGCUUAUAAUACUGAAGGUAAAGUAAAAGAUGUGACUCGUAGAUAUUGUCCAAAUUGGAUGACAGUCACGAGAAAGCAGAGAGUUGAUGAAAAUUGGUGGAGUGAAUCUUUACAACCAUGGAAAGAACAAGAUUCUGCGAUAUCAAAAGCCGAGGAUGAUUUACUUCUUAAAAGAGAACUGGAGCAACCUCUUCCAAAAACAAUGACCGAAUGUAAGGGGCAUCCACUUUAUGCUCUCGCAAGGCAUUUAUUGAAAUUCGAAGCAAUCUAUCCACCUGACGCUGUACCAUUGGGUUAUUUAAAAAAUGGCGAGGGUAUUUAUUCACGUUAUUGUGUACACACAUUGAGAUCACGUGAAACAUGGAUAAAAUUUGCGAGAGUCGUUAAACCAGCUCAGGAACCAUAUAAAAUUGUCAAAUCAAUGCCUAAAUACGAUAAGUUUACGGGAACAAAAAUAAAAAAUUUACCUCUUGAAAUUUUUGGAAAAUGGCAAACUGAUCCCUACGUUCCACCCGCAGCAAAAGAUGGUAAAGUUCCUAGAAAUGAAUAUGGAAAUGUGUAUUUAUUUAAAAUGUCAAUGCUUCCCAAAGGAACUGUUCAUAUUGAUCUUCCUGGCUUGAAUCGUGUGGCUAAGAAAUUGGAUAUUGAUUGUGUCCCAGCUGUUGUUGGCUUUAAUUUCUCAGGUGUUGGAUCACAUCCGGCUUUUGAGGGUUAUGUGGUUUGUGAAGAAUACGAAGACGCAUUGAGAAAUGCUUGGGAAGAGGAACAAAUUCAAGCAGCAAAACGUGCAACAGAAAAACGAGACAAGAGAAUUUAUGGAAAUUGGCGAAAACUCAUAAAUGGUUUAUUAAUAAGAGUGCGGCUGGCCGCAAAAUAUUCUGCACAUAAACAUGCCGAGAGCGAUGAUUCUGAUGAUGAACGAGUUGCCAUCAUUAGAGAUAAGAUACAAUCAAAACGAAAGAACAUAUCCGAGGAGGAGACGGUGAAGGAAGGGGAGAAGAAAUUAAAGUUAACGAAAAAUGUUAAUUCUGUGAAAAAAAUGUCCAUUGAGAAAGAAGUAGCAACAACUUCGAGAUCAUCAAAACGAAAAGUUUUAAGAAAAAAAAUAGUUGAUGACGAAGAUGAUGAUGAUGAUGAAGAAAAUGAGUCCGACUUUGAGGUAAAAAUACCUAAAAGAGAAAUUAAUUCGCUGAAAUCUUCAAAAACAACGAAACGAAGUGCUGCAAAAAAACCAGUUAUUAGUGAUGAUGAUGAUGAUGAUGAUAAAUUCGAAGAAGAUUUUGAAGAAAGUGAACCAGAAUUUGAGACAAAAAAAAAACCUAAAAAAGAAACAAAAUCACAAAAAUCUUUAAAACCAUCGAAACGAAAUGUGUCAAAAAAACAAAUUGAUGAUGAUGAAAAUGAUGAUUCGGAUUUUGAGGUUAAAAAGCCUAAAGUAUUAACAAGAUCACAGAAAAAAAAAGUUUGAAAUCAUUUUGAUAUUUCAAUAUUAAUUUCGAUAAAUUGUGAAUUGAAUGAGUGAUUUUUAGUGAAAAAUAAUUUUGCAUAUUCACUCUAUUCAUAAUUUAUCAAAAUUAUUAAUCUUAAAAAAAAUCGUUAAAUCGUUUGAGUAAUUAAUCUUAAACGUUAUAUUAUUAUUAUUAUCAUCAUCAUCAUCAUCAUCAUCAUCGCCGUUACGUUAACAACUUUACAUUAUCAGUAUUUUUUUUGUAAUUUUAAACAGUUCUUUAGAAUAAGAAACAAUUUUUAUUGUACAGUUCUGCUGAAAAAUGCUUUCCGUUUAUUUAUUGCUUUAUAUUUUUGUGUGUAUUGUUUAAAAAAACAAAUCAAGAAUUCGAAUUGUACAGUUCAAUAAAAAACAAAUAUUUUUUCUACUUUCACUUAUUUAUCAAUUUUUUAUAAAUAAACAUAUAUCUAUUUAAAAUUUU